Messenger RNA from Oncorhynchus keta (chum salmon), 567 nucleotides. Its product is annotated as NADH dehydrogenase [ubiquinone] flavoprotein 3, mitochondrial-like. Gene Ontology annotation, biological process: mitochondrial ATP synthesis coupled electron transport. The transcript is spliced from 3 exons. The record is from RefSeq and is a predicted model, not a curated record. The coding region runs from base 98 to 415 and encodes 105 amino acids. NCBI's taxonomy places the organism in Eukaryota, Metazoa, Chordata, Actinopteri, Salmoniformes, Salmonidae. Gene Ontology annotation, cellular component: mitochondrion.
UUUUUUUUUUAAACACAGGAAAAAAAGAAAAGAGGCCAAUGAUGUGUAUGUACACGUCUUUUGUUUCCCCACGGAAAAUAAUAGAGGGAGCACCAAAAUGGCGACUUCCUUACUUUGGCUAGGACGACUGGGGUCUCUCAAGGCUCUCCAGCGAGAGAGCUGGGUCCUUUCGAGGUGCCCCUCUGUGGCUGCAUUCUGCACCAAGGUGGAGCAGCCAAAGAAAGCUAAAAAGGCGAAGGCUGCAAAGGCGGCAGAGGCACCUCCAGCGCCAGCCCCCGAGUCGUUCGACAACAGUACUUACAAGAACCUCCAGCACCACAACUACAACCAUUACACCUUCGCAGACCUGGACCUGGAGAUGGCCAAGUACCGUCUGCCCCAGCCCUCCUCCGGCAGACCCUCCCCCAGACACUGAGAUGGCCCAGCCUGCCUGGACACCAGGCCACGUGAUGGCCCGGGUGUCUUAAGAAUAAUUUCCCCCUCUACUUUACGAUCCCUAAGACGUGCUUGCAAUUGUUAUAGGAAAUGUAUGAUAUUAAACUACACGAAAGGGAUAUGAGGCUUUGA